This is a messenger RNA of Cyanistes caeruleus (blue tit), 4467 nucleotides long. The record is from RefSeq and is a predicted model, not a curated record. NCBI's taxonomy places the organism in Eukaryota, Metazoa, Chordata, Aves, Passeriformes, Paridae.
AGCAGAACCAGGCGCUACGGACCCCUAGCCCAUUCCCCGGGCAGGCCCCGGACUACAGCUUGCCUGCUGCCCGCCAGCCCCCUCGUCCCAUGGGGUCUCUUUUCCAGCCCCGGCCCGGUGCCCCAGCAGAGGCGCAGAGCAGCUCUGCCACCGAGCUGGGGCGGGCGCUGCCAGGGCAGCCCCCCCAGCAGCCCCUGGCUGAGCUGGUUCAGGCAGCUCUGGCUGCCCGUGGCCCCCAGCCCGGACUCAUUCGCCUCCCCACGCCACCAGCCCCCUCGCCCCUGGGCUGUGCCCCCCAGCACCUGGCCAGCCCUGAGCAGAACCCCCAAGAGCCAAAGAAGACGUCACCGGGAAUCCCAGCCUUGGCCCCCAGCCCGGCGGCACCCACAGAGCCAGGGCUGACUUCUACGCCGAGCGGUGCCCUCCCUGAGCCAGCACACGGCCCCUGGGACCCCGAGGCGCCUGGGGUGGACCCAGCUGACCCUGGUGAGACCCACAUCAACGGGGCUGCGCCAGAGGGGGCCCCUGCGGCAGGCGAAGCUCCCCAGGUUUUGGUGAAGCAGGAGCCGAAGGAAGAGGCAGCGGCAGCGGCACAGUGUGAGGUGGAUGGAGAUGAGACAGCAAAACUGGACGCCAAUGGGGACCCUGGGGACAGCCAGGCCAACAGCCUGCUGGCCCCGGGUGGGCGCUCCGAGGCCGGGCACCUGCUGCUGCAGAAGCUACUGCGGGCCAAGAACGUGCAGCUGUCAGCGCAGAGCCCAGGAGAGCUCAACGGGCACUUGGAGAACCGGAGCACUGGGACAGAGCCACGGCCGCAGUCACUGCUGCUGGGCCGGGAGGACCCCUCCAUUGCCAGGAAGCCGGCGCCCACCAAGCCUAAGCGGGUGCAGAAAGGCAACGAGCGCAUCCCAGCGUCCCGCAAGAAGCUGCGGAAGGACGAGGGGCUGCGUCCUGGUGAGGCCCUCAUGAAGCAGCUGAAGCAGGAGCUGUCGCUGCUGCCGCUGACGGAGCCGACCAUCAUGGCCAACUUCAGCCUGUUCGCACCCUUCGGCAGCAGCCCCAUCAACGGGAAGAGCCAGCUGCGGGGCGCCUUCGGCAGCGCUGUGCUCGACAGCGUCCCUGACUACUACUCCCAGCUGCUCACCAAGAACAACCUCAGCAACCCACCCACGCCACCCUCCUCGCUGCCCCCCACACCCCCUCCCUCCGUGCAGCAGAAGAUGGUGAAUGGUGUCACGGCCCCUGAGGAGCUGGGGGAGCAGCCCAAGGACGCCGACCCAGCCCGCGAGCCCCACGGCCAGAAAGAUGCACCAGCUGUGGAGGUGAAGAGCCUGGACCUGCUGGCAGCACUGCCCACCCCUCCUCACAACCAGACCGAGGAUGUCAGGAUGGAGAGUGACGAUGAGAGCGACUCCCCCGACAGCAUCGUCCCUGCUUCAUCCCCCGAGAGCGUCCUGGGCGAGGAGCUGCUCCGCUUCCCACUUCUCAGCGAGGCCAAGCCAGAGCUGGAGGAGCGUGUGCUGUCCCCCAUCAUCCCCAUCAUCCCCCGGGCCAGUAUCCCAGUGUUCCCCGACACAAAACCCUAUGAGGUCGCAGAGCCCUUUGGGGCCCCACCAGGGAAGGUGGGGUCAGCAGGCCCUGGAGCCCCGUGGGAGAAGGGCAAGAGCAGCGAGGUCUCCGUCAUGCUGACGGUGUCUGCAGCAGCUGCCAAGAACCUCAACGGGGUGAUGGUGGCCAUGGCCGAGCUGCUGAGCAUGAAGAUCCCCAGCUCCUACGAGGUGCUGUUCCCCGACGGCCCUGUGCGAGCAGCUGUGGUCGAGGCUAAGAAGGUGGAGAAUGAUAUGGCCGGAAUGCUCGGAGGGAAGGAGAAGGCGCUGGCUGGGAAGGUGCCGGACAGCAGCUCUGAGUGGCUGAAGCAGUUCGAUGCGGUGCUGCCCGGGUACAGCCUCAAGGGCGAGCUGGACCUCCUGACGCUGCUCAGACAGGAGAGCCCUGCUCCUGAGAAGACCCUUCACCACUGCUAUGUCAACAACGUCUCCAACCUGGACGUGCGGCAGCUCUCUGUCCUGCCCCAGGAGCCCUCGCCCCCGCUGUCCCCCUCCGUCCCCUCCCCAUCCAGCCCCGCUGAGCCCACCAGGGUCCCCGACCCCGAGGCGUCCCACGAGGCAGCCCCAGCCCCAAUGUCACCGCUGCCGCCAGCCCCCUCGCCAGCCCCCCAGGAGGAAGGGGCCGCAGCCGCCCACUCCCCGCCCCGUUUCAAGCCGCGCUCGCGGCCUCCGGAGGACGGGGACGAGGCGAGGCCACGGCUGAAGAAGUGGAAGGGGGUGCGCUGGAAACGGCUGCGCUUCCUCGUCACCAUCCAGAAAGGGGGGGCCAAGCGUGACGGCGACAAGGAGAUCGCAGAGUUCAUCGACAAGCUGGGCACCACGCUGCGCCCCGAGAAGGUGCCGCAGGACCUGCGCAAAUGCUGCUUCUGUCACGAGGAGGGCGACGGGGCCACGGACGGGCCAGCCCGCCUGCUCAACCUUGACCUCGACCUCUGGGUCCACCUGAACUGCGCCCUGUGGUCCACGGAGGUGUAUGAGACUCAGGGAGGGGCCCUGAUCAACGUGGAGGUGGCCCUGCACCGCGGGCUCCUCACCAAGUGCUCCCUGUGCCAGAAAACCGGUGCCACCAACAGCUGCAACCGCAUCCGCUGCCCCAGCGUGUACCACUUCGCCUGCGCCAUCCGCGCCAAGUGCAUGUUCUUCAAGGACAAAACCAUGCUGUGUCCCCUGCACAAGCUGAAGGGGCCCUGCGAGCAGGAGCUCAGCAGCUUCACCGUGUUCCGCCGCGUCUACAUCGAGCGGGACGAGGUGAAGCAGAUCGCCAGCAUCAUCCAGCGCGGGGAGCGGCUCCACAUGUUCCGCGUGGGCGGUUUGGUCUUCCACGCCAUCGGGCAGCUGCUGCCACACCAGAUGGCCGAUUUCCACAGCGUCACGGCCCUCUACCCCGUGGGCUACGAGGCCACGCGCAUCUACUGGAGUCUGCGGACCAACAACCGCCGCUGCUGCUACCGCUGCACCAUCUGCGAGAACAACGGGCGCCCAGAGUUCGUCGUGCAGGUCAUCGAGCAGGGCCUGGAGGAUCUUGUCUUCUCCGACUCCUCGCCACAAGCUGUCUGGAACCGGAUCAUCGAGCCAGUGGCGAUGAUGAGGAAGGAGGCCGACAUGCUGCGACUCUUCCCUGAGUACCUGAAGGGCGAGGAGCUCUUCGGCCUCACGGUGCACGCGGUGCUGCGCAUCGCGGAGUCGCUGCCGGGCGUCGAGAGCUGCCAGAACUACCUGUUCCGCUACGGGCGCCAUCCUCUGAUGGAGCUGCCCUUGAUGAUCAAUCCCACCGGCUGCGCCCGCUCCGAGCCCAAGAUCCUCACCCACUACAAGCGGCCGCACACCCUGAACAGCACAAGCAUGUCCAAAGCCUACCAGAGCACAUUCACGGGCGAGACCAACACGCCCUACAGCAAGCAGUUCGUGCACUCCAAGUCCUCCCAGUACCGGCGCCUGAAGACGGAGUGGAAGAACAACGUGUACCUGGCGCGCUCCCGCAUCCAGGGGCUGGGGCUCUACGCGGCCAAGGACAUCGAGAAGCACACGAUGGUCAUCGAGUACAUCGGCACCAUCAUCCGUAACGAGGUGGCCAACCGGCGGGAGAAGAUCUAUGAGGAGCAGAACCGCGGCAUUUACAUGUUCCGCAUCAACAACGAGCACGUCAUUGACGCUACGCUGACAGGGGGCCCGGCCAGGUACAUCAACCACUCGUGUGCCCCGAACUGUGUGGCCGAAGUCGUGACCUUCGACAAGGAGGACAAGAUCAUCAUCAUCUCCAGCCGGCGCAUCCCCAAGGGGGAGGAGCUCACCUACGACUACCAGUUCGACUUUGAGGACGAUCAGCACAAGAUCCCCUGCCACUGUGGAGCUUGGAACUGCAGGAAGUGGAUGAACUAAACUGGGAAACAGGAGCUGGGGGCUGCCACCCCCGCCUCAGAGACCUCGCCGAGCCCCCCAGGGCUGCAGGAGGUGCCAGGGGCGGCCGGGCACUGAGGGAGAGCAGCGGCUGCAGCGCUGCCGGCCCUGCCCGAGCGGGACGGACGGACAGAUGAACUGGCAACUCAGGGUUUUCUUUGCUUCGUCCUGCGAGGAAAAAAAAAGAAAAAAAAAAGAAAAAAAAAAAGAAAAAAAAAGGAGUGGGGGGGCUCAGAAAUGCCCCCUUCACCACCCCCUGCCUGCAUCCCUUGUGGGGGAGCCACGGGGGAGCAGCGCCAGGCCCGACGUGGCCGGAGCGAUUGUGCGGAGCCGGUCUGGAUAUAACGAUUAUUUUAUUUUAUUUUAUUUUAUUUUCGUUUCUUUUUUUUUUUUUUUCCUCUUUUUUUUUUUUUUUUUUUUUUUUUAGAAACUAAUAAUAUUUGCUCGCUAAUUACCAAGGUAA